Molecule: messenger RNA, 1847 nt
Organism: Pseudoliparis swirei
Lineage: Eukaryota; Metazoa; Chordata; Actinopteri; Perciformes; Liparidae
Product: ras and Rab interactor 1-like
Exons: 6
Coding region: 90-1709 (539 amino acids)
Biological process (GO): positive regulation of ERK1 and ERK2 cascade
Source: RefSeq, a predicted model, not a curated record
UUGAUGGAAAAGUAGCAGCGUGUCAACAUAAAGUGGAUCCGGAUAGGAUAACAAGAACUAUCGGGGGAAAGAAGUAAACAACGAGCCUGAUGGCGCAAGUAGAGCCGCUGUAUGAUUUCCCGGAGCCCACCCAGUCGUUAGAGCGGAAGUUGCCGGGGCCUCCAAAGGGCCGGGGCUCCCUGAGAAGCGUCAGCGUACUGGACCGUCUCCUGCUCACAGUCCCCGUCUGGCUGCAGCUCUCCAUCAACCCGGCCACCGCUCUGCACAUCCUGCAGAGGGAGCCUCCUGGGUCCUUCCUGGUGCGCAAGUCUCGCACGUCCCAGAGAAAUGUGCUGUGUGUGCGCUUGGCGGACGACAGCGUGCCGUCCUUUGUUCAACAAUUUGGCAUCAGGGAGGAACAUUCCAGCAAAACUCUGUGUCUGGAGACUUCAGCCAUCCGCUUUCCAGAUCUCCCAAGACUAAUUUCCUUCUACUGUGUCAGCAGAGAUGUUUUACGCUUCCCGUUGGAGCUUCCUGAAGCCAUCGCAAAGGCGACAUCCCACAAAGAGCUGGAGUCCAUCUCACAUAUGGGAAUCGAAUUCUGGAAUUCCCACCUAAACGUCCGUGGGCCCCGGGAGGCCCCGAAGCCCCAGAGAGACGAGGAGAAGCCAGACGCGGUCACCUCGGUCCCACCCGCCGCCGCCCCACAGACGGAUUCAGCCCCCCAGCCCGACUCAGACAACCGGCUCAAGACGGCGACUCGUUCCAGCACCGACGACAAACGCGCAGGUUCAAACCCCACCCUGUUCCACGAGUUCUGUCCGAUCACGACACGCAGCCCCCGGGAGCUGGACUACGGCUCCGGGCAGGGCGCCCUCUGUUUCAUCAACCCCCUUUUCCUGCAAUCCCAGAAUUCGUUGUGCAGACGCCGCAUGUUCACCCGCAGUCUUAAGGUUCGGAUUUCCACAGAGUCUUCAAGCCUGCUUUCGCCCCCUCUCGCUGCUCCACCGCCACCACCGCUAAUGCCCAAAGCCAAAAGAAAUCGGAACGCCCAAAAACAGGCAAAAGAAACCGCCCAUCCCAGUACAGGUCUGGUGCAAGCUGAACACCCAGAUGAAGCCGCUCAGAUUCAGACAGUUCAGUUCGGAAUGGAGAAUCUUCCAGAGGAUUCGGACUACAUGCAGCCCGCUCCGAUGAUCAGCGUCUCCAAUUUGCCAUCACUCUCUCCUUCCCUCUCCCCAUAUGCUUGUCCCAUGGCGCCUCCCCUUCUCCCCAAAGCAUCUCUGGCCCCCUCCCCUUAUGGCUCUCCCGGGGCUUCUCCGUCCCCUUAUCAAUCCCCAUGUCUCUCUCCAUACGACUCACCCAGCACUUCACCUUCCCUCUCACCAUACCAUUCCCCGUCUCCUUCUCCCAAGGUCCCCUUCUGCCUCUCCCCCUUCACCUCUCCUCCGUCCUGCCUUCAGCUGGCAGAGCAGGCCUAUCACACACCGGCUACUCCUUCAAGACCGGAUCAGCAAAGAUCAGAGAGAGAGGCCGAGGAGGAGGACGAGGGAGCAGGUGCGGAUGUAAUUAAGGAGGAGGAUGACACAAAGAGGGAAAAGGAGGAAGGGGGUCUGGUUUUACAGAUGAAUGCGGCUUCUCUAAAGGACACAGACCGCUGCAGUAGCCUUGAGGGCGCAGCGGAGACUCCACCUUCCUCCACCCAACAGGACAAUGCUGCAAGCCUCUAGGGAACAAACAUUUUACACUUGAACUGAUUUACAUUCAUUAUGAAGCACUUUGUAGGUACAUGUGAAUCUCAGGGUCUCACCCUGAAAUCAUCUUUAGAAUAUAGCAACGCUUUGAAUUAAAGUUUUUUCAAAACCUUU